AUGUCACCAAAAUAUGAAAUUAUCAAAAUAAAUAGAGAAAGAAUUAAGAAUGAAGUAAAUUUAAUAAUGUUUUGUAAUUACUUGAGGUUGAAUCUGAGAUUAAACAUAACUCAAGCAAGAAAAUCCUUCAUCUUAACAAUAAUAGAAAUUAGUCAAAAUCAAAAAUAGUCUAAUUAAGAAGUAAAUAAAGAAAAUGAUAGUUCAUAUAAAGCAAAAAUUAAAUCAUAAAUGAAUACAUACUUUAAAAUAUUUCAAAGGAAAGUAAAUGCGGAAUUCUAAUGAAAUUUUCAAGCAAGAUCAAUAUUCCUACAUCAUAUGGAUAAAUAAUCCUAUAUUUAAGUAUGAAUUCAUAAAAAACAUACUAUAACUGAUACCAAAUAAACAUAAGCAAUGAAUGAUGAAGACUGCUACUAGC
This is a messenger RNA of Paramecium octaurelia, 415 nucleotides long. The record is from the annotation of a GenBank genome assembly. NCBI's taxonomy places the organism in Eukaryota, Ciliophora, Oligohymenophorea, Peniculida, Parameciidae.